Messenger RNA from Gongylonema pulchrum, 873 nucleotides. Lineage: Eukaryota; Metazoa; Nematoda; Chromadorea; Rhabditida; Gongylonematidae. The record is from the annotation of a GenBank genome assembly.
AUGCGCCGCGUGCGUCCUAAUUUUGCCGAAGAUGUGUAUGGUGCAAAUGCAGCGUCGUCAAAGCAGGAGGAGCACGACGAAGUUGAUGAUAUGUCACCGGAUAUGUGCGAAUCGGCAUUGGCCCAGCGGCGUUCUGCGCAGCUUCCAAAGCUAAAAGAAAUUGGAAACAAUCCAAGACCGCUGAGCGGCGAUCUUUCGGGCGCCUACAUGGACUUCGUAGACGAGAGGCAUGUUACUGUUGAUGGUACUUUCGAGGCGCACGAUCCGGUGAAUAAUGUCGGCACCGAAGAUUGCGAAGAGAAGUGCCUUUCAGAAGGUAUUCUCAACGCCUAUAAGGCCUAUGAAUUCGGAACUUAUCAGGUGACCAUUUGUGAAAGGCGCGGUUGUCGGCGAAGCGCAACGAUGGCCGAUAAUGAAGCAUUGCGAGUGGUACUUAGUGCACUUUACCACAUGAUCGAGUCGAUAAGACGCAAAGAUUUGUUUGAUCUUGUUGUGCCUGCUGAUAAGAGAGCGCGAUACGCUCAACUGAGGGAGGAUUUCAUCUCAGAAGUCGGAGUUGUGCGACCAAAACGAACGCUGCAUCCUUCGGCUCGACUUAUUUUUCGCCAGCUUGCUUGCUCCGAUUCUGUUGAAGAUAAAAGUGAUGGAUCGAGUAAAACUGGAAUUGUCGCUGCAAAUAUUGACCGGCUGGAACCCGAUUUAGGCCUAUCAGAUCAGGAAAAGCAUGUCAGUGAAAGCAUCGCCGUCGAUGUGGAUGAUAUCACAAAGAAGCUUAUGCUUGAUGAGUGUCCCAGAUUUUCCGGUAAAUACCUUUUGCUUGCGGCUUUUUAUACGUUUUCGCUGUGCUACGGCGCAAGUUAUCGAGAGGUUUGA